UAGCUUCCCAGCAGGUAUGUUGGCUCAGUGGGUGGCUAUCUUUAAAUUCAACCCAUUCAGGGGCUGGUUUGGGCCUAUAAAAGCCCAGAGCUUGCAAUCAAAAGUCAACUCACAAUGUUGUCGGUAAAAUUGUUGAUACUUCUCCUGCUGCAGUGCAGCGUGAAUGUCUUAGGAGGCGUUUGUUUAAUCCCUCAACCUGUAAAGCGGCAACGUUCGCUUAUUAACGAACUGUGGAGGUUUCAACCACGCCUCGAUGGACGCAUUGUGGGAGGAGAACGUAUUAACAUUACGGAUGCUCCACACCAAAUCUCACUGCAAACAUCGAGUCACAUUUGUGGAGGAUCCUUGAUAUCGGAACAAUGGAUACUAACUGCGGCACAUUGCACAUACGGCAAAACUGCGGAUCGUUUAAAGGUUCGCCUGGGCAGCUCCGAAUCCUCGAGAAAUGGAAAACUUUUGAGACUGGCGAAGAUUGUGCAACAUGAGAAAUUUAACUUUACCAAUGUAGACUAUGAUUUCUCUUUGCUGCAGCUGCAACAUCCAAUUGAAUUUGAUGAGACCAAGAAGGCCAUAAAAUUGCCAGAGGCGGAACAAAUGUUUGUGGAUGGGGAUCCGUGUUAUGUCACUGGUUGGGGCAACACACAGAGUCUGCUCGAGUCAAGGGAGUGGCUGCGACGAGUCCAAGUUCCGUUGGUGAAUCAAAGCAUCUGCAGUGAGAAGUACAAACAAUAUGGAGGCGUGACGGAGCGUAUGAUCUGUGCGGGAUACAUGGAGGGUGGCAAGGAUGCCUGCCAGGGUGACUCCGGUGGACCCAUGGUCAAUGAGGAGGGUGUGCUGGUGGGCGUGGUGUCCUGGGGUUAUGGCUGUGCAAAGCCCAAUUAUCCAGGCGUCUACUCCAGAGUGGCUCAUGCACGUGAGUGGAUCAAGGAACACAGCGGCGUUUAAAAAACCAGAUAUCUUAAAAAAUAUUAAGUUUGAAAAAAAUAUAAUAAAUAUAUUUAUACCACUUUAGAUU
Molecule: messenger RNA, 1015 nt
Organism: Drosophila innubila
Lineage: Eukaryota; Metazoa; Arthropoda; Insecta; Diptera; Drosophilidae
Product: trypsin-1
Exons: 2
Coding region: 115-945 (276 amino acids)
Biological process (GO): proteolysis
Molecular function (GO): serine-type endopeptidase activity
Source: RefSeq, a predicted model, not a curated record